Paramecium tetraurelia is the source of this 2676-nucleotide messenger RNA. RefSeq lists its product as uncharacterized. Lineage: Eukaryota; Ciliophora; Oligohymenophorea; Peniculida; Parameciidae. The transcript has 4 exons. Gene Ontology annotation, cellular component: cilium. Gene Ontology annotation, biological process: cilium organization. The record is from RefSeq and is a predicted model, not a curated record.
AUGACAGAUUAACUAUUUGUCGGUUAAUUGUAGCAGAAAGUGGGAGAAUUGAAAACCGAGUAUGAUCUACAACGCAGCAUCAAAGAUAACACCAUCAAUGCCAAAAUACAACGUUCCAGAGAUAAGAUAUGCGAAAUCCUCAGGAGAGUUCAAGGAAAAAGACCCAAGUAGUAGACUGAGGAGAGCGAAGAGUCAUUGGAUUGUAACAUCCCUGAGGAGAAGAAACCCUACAAAAGCAAAUACAACGAGGAAGUCUUGUAGAGGAGACAUUACAUAUUCUAAUUCAAAAUGUAUUUGCGUAGAAAAAGAGAACGACUGCAGAGAGAACAAGAGUUCAAACUCCUGAGGUUAUUGGACCAACAGACGGAGGCUCUAUAGAAGUGGGUCACCAAGGACUCGAACGAUGUCGACAUGCUUGAUUUCUUCUACACUCAAAUAGAUCCACAUCGCAAAGGACAGGUGCAUCAUAUCCAGGUUAAGAACUUCAUGUAUGAGAACCCACUGAUAAUGACCCUCUUUUAGUUUGACAGAGAAUCCCUCUCAUUGGCAUUAGACUCAUUUCCUGUGAAGGAGAGAUUCCAUCUAAAGCAAGACGAGUUCAUUUAGUUUUUGUAGAAGUACUAGAAGGUGAAGCCAGAGAAGGGGUUUCGAGAUUAUGUGCAUUUAUUCGAUCCCAUUCAUAAAUAAGUCAAUCUAUUUGAGAAUACUCCUCGAAUCCUCCUGUUGGAAGACAUCUCAAGAAUGAAGGAGGUAUUCGAUUCAGUAAGUGAAAAUGGGUUGGCAACAGUUGAUGAAGCCAUUAAGUCAAUUCGUUAAAAUUGUGAGUUGUUUGUGUAUGCUGUUCAUGUAGUUGCUUUUGGAUUGAACUUGCUCUUGGAAAGUGCAUUGCAACAGAUAGAGAUUGGAUAUCUCAAUAAUCCUGACGAAUAAAUAUCGUGGAAUUAGUUUAUGUAUUUCUUCGAUAACCUUCCAAAUGAUGAGGAGGAAGAGCCGUAAGCACAAUAGUAGGAGGAAUCGGUUUCAUCGGAGUCAUCUGAUGAUUAUUUCUAUAGGAUGACUGCUAAGUAGGAGAUCCCUCCUCCACCCGAACCUGAGAAAAAGAAGGUAAGGAAACGAUCAGUCCCGAGAAAGCCCUUUUAGGAGAUCAAUGUGGAAAAGAUGCAGUUUACAGUACCCAAGAAAACGGGGUAGGAGAAGAGGGAUGUGAAUAAACAGCCAAGUAUAAGGGAGAAGUGGGUGAUGGAGUAGGUUCGGUAGAAGUAGGAGGAGAUUGAGGAGGCAUAUAAGUUUAGGCCAUUUAAGGCGAAGGCCAUCCCUUACAAGGUGAAGGAUAAGAAUUAUUACAAUGAGCUGUUGGAGAGGGAGGAGAUAAGAAGAAGAGAGUUGAAGGAGAGGUGCAAGGAGAAGACUUAAUAGAUGCAGAAGCCCUUUAAUUUUGAGGACAGAAAAAGAGAUAAAACGAUCAAGUUGCCAGAAGAAGAGGAGGAACCACAUAAGUUUAGAGCCAAUCCUAUUCCUUGGUAUUGUUCAUUGAAAUUGUAUGAACGUAAUAUGCAAGAGUAGAAGAUCAAAAGUGAAAAUAGAAAGAAGAUUAGAAAGUUUUGGUUACAGGAGAAUUCGAAAUUGCCACCUCGUAUGUAGGAGUGGAUAGACAAGAUGAAAUUGAAGGAACAAGAGAAAUAGUAAGAGUUAUUGAUAAGUUCUCAUCAUGAAUCACCUAGGAAGGUCAGAGCAAAAUCCAUACCCAAUUUCAAUAAAUUGCAUGAUGAAUUCUAGAAGCAAUUGGAUAAAAAGAAGAAGAAAUUGAAAACAACUGUUCCUGUUGGACCCACCUUUCAUGAAAGCAAAAAGAAGGCUCAGAGAGAUUAUCUGAAUGAGAAAUCAGUGUAGAAGGAGGAUCCCUUGAGAAAAGCCAAGAAGGCAGUUUCAACGAAACCUAAGAUCUAGCCGAGAUCUACUGAUAAGUUUAAUGCUUAUGUUGAUUACAUAUUCACAAUGAAAUAGAAUCAACUUGCUAUAGAUUAAUAAAAUGAGGAGGAAUAAAAGUAGAGGGAAGACAAAAAGUAACUGUUUAGACCAAGAGUGCAUCAAUCUUGGGCCAUUUAAGAUCAUAAUUAGGUUCAGUAUGAAAGAUAGCAACAAAAGUUCAUUGAACAGUAUCAGAAGAGGAGAUAAGAGGAGGAGGAUUUCAAUAAUAUGAUGAAGGAGAUCUUCGUGAGAGUUUAUUAGAGACCCUUGCUGAUGGAAGUGGAAGCAGCCAAGAGUCAAUAGCAGCCUCAAGAAGAGCAAGAGCAAUAGGAGUAGUUUGAUUACAUGAACCCAAUCGGCGAGUAGGAUGUGGAGGAGUCGGAGAGAAUUUCUUAGCAGGAUCCAGAAGGUGUGGAUUAGGUUGGGGAACAAGCUGAGCAAUCUUUGAGAGAGUACGAUGGGUAGGAGAUUGAUGGAGAAUACGAUGAUUAGAUUGACAUUGAUAAUUUGGAUCCUAAGUUGUUGGAGAAAUUGCAGAAGGAUGCAAUAGCUAAACAAUAUGGAUUGACUGAGGAAUAGAUGGAGCAUAUAGAAUAGAUGGGAGGAUUCGAAGCUGUCUAGGGGAUGGAAUACGAGGAUGAGGAUGAUGAGGAGCAAGAGGAUUAGGAGGAAAUGUAAAAUCCUCAUUAUAAACGCCAUUCAUUUUGA